GGACACUACACGUCCGCACUCACCCACGACCCUUCACCUCCCCGCGCCUAAUCAAUCCAGUCGCGAUCAUGGCCGAGCCGUACGACUAUGACGGUAUGGAGGACGAGUACGAGGAUGAGGAGAACCGCGUCUUGCCCGAGGACUGCUGGGCGGUCAUCAGCUCCUUCUUCGACACCAAGGGUCUGGUUUCGCAGCAACUCGACUCCUACGAUGAAUUCACGCGCAACACAAUCCAGGAUAUCGUUAAGGAAAACGGCAGCGUCAUUCUCGAACAGAAUACGCCCUACAACCCCGAUGAAGAGGAGAACCCGAUCAUCAAGCGCCGCUAUGAAAUUAAAUUCGGGCGCGUCUACCUGGCGCGGCCAACACAUACCGAAGGCGACGGCACCACGGUGCAACUUUAUCCCCACGAGGCGCGUCUACGGAACCUUACCUACUCCGGCGCCAUGUUGGCUGAUAUUGAGAACCGAAUCAUGGUCGCCCGCGAGGGACGCGAACCGGAGGAGGGCGACGACGAGGAGAUGGAGGGCGGUUACACAGGCGGACCAUCGCAGAUCCGGUGGGAGCGUGAAGAUAUGCCAAUGGACGAUGGCGCUGCGGCGAGAGUCUUCAUCGGAAAGCUCCCCGUCAUGUUGCGAUCAGAGCUCUGCCACUUGCGAGCGCAGUCAGAUGCGGACCUUUUCGCUUUGAACGAGUGCCCGUACGAUCAGGGUGGAUACUUCGUUAUCAACGGUAGUGAGAAGGUGCUCAUCGCCCAGGAGCGCAGUGCCGCGAACAUCGUACAGGUCUUCCGAAAGAAGCAGGGUCCCAUUCCAUGGAUCGCCGAGAUUCGAAGUGCAGUCGAAAAGGGUACUCGGUUGAUCUCAUCGUUCAACAUCAAGUGGGCAGAGAACUCACUCGCAGGUCCCGGAAAACGUAUCCCCGGUCCCUUCGCAUACGCUACCCUCCCAUACAUCAAGGCGGAUGUGCCCAUGGCCAUCGUCUUCCGCGCCCUCGGUAUCGUUUCGGACGAGGAGAUCCUGAGCCACAUCGUCUACGACCGUACCGACACACAAAUGCUGGAGCUGUUGAAGCCCAGUAUCGAGGAGGGUUCAGUUGUCCAGGAUCGAGAGACAGCUCUGGACUUCAUUGCCAAGCGUGGCGCCAACUCUGGCACGAAGGACAGACGUCUCAAGUUUGCGAGGGAUAUUAUGCAGCGAGAAUUCUUGCCGCAUAUUUCCCAAAAGGAGGGCCAGGACACACGCAAGGCCUAUUUCUUUGGUUACAUGAUUCACCGCCUUUUACAGUGUGUGCUGGGUCGCCGCGACGAGGACGAUCGUGAUCACUUCGGUAAAAAGCGUUUGGAUCUUGCUGGACCUCUGGUCGCCAACUUGUUCCGUAUUCUCUUCCUGAAGCUCACCAAGGACGUGUACAAGUACCUCCAGCGAUGUGUUGAGAACAACCAGGACUUCAACGUUCAGAUGGCUGUCAAGGCCAGCAUCAUUACAAACGGUCUGAAGUACUCCCUGGCAACAGGUAACUGGGGUGACCAGAAGAAGGCCGCUUCCGCAAAGGCCGGUGUUUCCCAGGUGUUGAAUCGAUACACAUACGCCUCCACACUGUCGCAUUUGCGUCGAACGAACACCCCAGUCGGUCGUGACGGCAAGCUAGCCAAGCCGCGACAACUUCACAACUCCCAUUGGGGUCUUGUUUGCCCCGCCGAGACUCCUGAAGGACAGGCCUGUGGUCUGGUCAAGAACUUGUCUUUGAUGUGCUACGUCAGUGUCGGUAGUGACGCGUCGCCCAUCAUCGACUUCAUGACACAGCGAAACAUGCAGCUUCUGGAAGAGUACGACCAAAACCAGAACCCAGAUGCGACCAAGGUCUUCGUCAACGGUGUCUGGGUUGGUGUUCACUCCAACGCCCAGCAACUUGUCACAGUCGUGCAAGAGCUGCGACGAAACGGAACGCUAUCUUACGAGAUGAGUUUGAUUCGUGACAUUCGUGACCGAGAGUUCAAGAUCUUCACAGAUGCCGGCCGUGUCAUGAGGCCUCUAUUCGUUGUUGAGAAUGACAUCCGCAAGCCAAACCGCAACUUCCUCAUCUUUACUAAGGAGAUCAGUAACAAGCUCAAGCAGGAACAGAUGGAGACAAGCACGCGACAGGGAUGGAGUCAGGAUGAGGUCGAGCAAGCCACUUACGGCUGGAGAGGUCUUAUCCAGGAUGGUGUUGUGGAAUACCUCGACGCCGAGGAGGAGGAGACUGCGAUGAUAACGUUCUCUCCCGAGGAUCUGGAGGAGUGGCGAGAGAUGAAGAUGGGCUUACCUGCGGCUGAGCGAUCUACCGAAGGCGAGCACCGUCUUCGACGUCUCAAGCCACUACCGGACCCACGCAUCCACGCCUACACUCAUUGCGAGAUUCACCCGGCCAUGAUUCUGGGUAUCUGUGCCAGUAUCAUUCCCUUCCCUGAUCACAACCAGUCGCCCCGUAACACCUACCAAUCUGCCAUGGGUAAGCAAGCUAUGGGUGUUGCGCUCACCAACUUUGCGCUGCGCAUGGAAACCAUGAUGAACGUCCUAUACUACCCUCAGAAGCCAUUGGCAACUACUCGAUCGAUGGAGUACCUCAAGUUCCGUGAGCUGCCCGCCGGUCAGAACGCCAUUGUCGCCAUUGCCACAUAUGGUGGUUACAACCAGGAAGAUUCCGUCAUUAUGAACCAGAGCAGUAUCGAUCGUGGACUUUUCAGGAGUCUGUUUUACCGUGCGUACACUGAGCAGGAGAAGCGUAUCGGUGUCAACGUUCUGGAGCAGUUCGAGAAGCCUACGCGUGCCGAUACCCUCCGUCUGAAAGGUGGAACAUACGACAAGCUUGAUGACGACGGUGUUGUUGCGCCUGGUGUGCGUGUCUCCGGUGACGAUAUCAUCAUCGGAAAGACAGCGCCAAUUGCAACUGACGCCCAAGAGCUUGGCCAAAAGACUACUCUCCAUACCAAGCGCGAUGUCUCAACACCAUUGCGUAGCACUGAGAACGGUAUCGUCGAUCAAGUACUCUUCACCACUAAUACUGAGGGAUUGCGCUUCGUUAAGGUUCGUACCCGAACUACAAAGGUACCCCAGAUUGGUGACAAGUUCGCUUCUCGUCACGGACAAAAGGGAACCAUUGGUAUCACCUACCGCCAAGAAGACAUGCCUUUCUCCAAGGAAGGUCUAACCCCCGAUCUGAUCAUCAACCCCCACGCCAUUCCCUCCCGUAUGACAAUUGCCCAUUUGAUCGAGUGUCUACUCUCCAAAGUCGGCGCCAUCACCGGACAAGAAGGAGACGCCACCCCCUUCACCGACAUCACCGUCGACCAAGUCUCCGGUCUGCUCGAGGACGCCGGCUACCAAAAGCGUGGUUUCGAAAUCAUGUACAACGGCCACACCGGCAAGAAGAUGCGCACACAGAUCUUCUUGGGUCCAACAUACUACCAGCGUCUCAGGCAUAUGGUCGACGACAAGAUCCACGCUCGUGCUCGUGGCCCGCUGCAAAUUCUUACUCGCCAGCCUGUCGAGGGUCGUGCUAGAGACGGUGGUCUACGUUUCGGAGAGAUGGAACGUGAUUGUAUGAUUGCGCACGGAGCAGCCGCUUUCUUGAAAGAACGUCUCUUUACCGUCUCAGACGCGUACACCGUACACGUGUGCGACAUCUGCGGUCUGAUGAGUCCUAUUGCCCAACUCAAAAAGGGCCUCUACGAAUGCCGCCCCUGCCACAACAAAACCCGCAUCUCCCAAAUCCACAUCCCCUACGCCGCCAAGCUCCUCUUCCAGGAACUCCUUGCCAUGAACAUCGCUACCCGCAUGUUUACCGAUCGCUCCGGAUUGAGCGUCCGUGACUAGUCGUUGUCGGACGCAAUGGACAGGCUUACCCUAUCUUCCGAGAGGAAAUCUGGCCUCCGGUAUUCGUACUUUCGGGUUUUCAUGUAGUCGUUUUUUUGCAUGGUUAUGGCGUUUUUCUAAGCUUGAAGUUUUUGUGUGUGUGACGGGUUGACUUGGCAGAAUGAUUGAAAGAGGAAAUAUAAGGCUGCCGUUGGAGGCUUAGCCCGGCGUUUGAGUUUGUGAGACAAGUUCUAUACGCGGUUUUAAUCAGAGUGGAAAAAUGCAUAGUAUCGAAAGACAAAAUGGCAUUAGUCUGUAUGUGCGUUUGCAUACCAAAUUAGAUUGAAAUGAAGAAUACUACCAUUU
Messenger RNA from Alternaria rosae, 4199 nucleotides. RefSeq lists its product as uncharacterized. Gene Ontology annotation, cellular component: RNA polymerase II, core complex. The transcript has 2 exons. Gene Ontology annotation, biological process: DNA-templated transcription. NCBI's taxonomy places the organism in Eukaryota, Fungi, Ascomycota, Dothideomycetes, Pleosporales, Pleosporaceae. The coding region runs from base 69 to 3854 and encodes 1261 amino acids. Gene Ontology annotation, molecular function: DNA-directed RNA polymerase activity; ribonucleoside binding; DNA binding. The record is from RefSeq and is a predicted model, not a curated record.